AGCUGGCGGUAAUGCAACAUUUUAUUGGACGCCAACUGCCGUUAAACCUCAUCAAAGAAGAAGAACCCGACCAUAGAAGUAAACAUGGCAGACGACAAUCCCGUAGCGGAUGUUCAACUGCCUCCAGCUUCUGAAAUCAGGAAGCCUCGUCCGAAAAAAGCACCUGAGCUCCCUAUUUUGGAGAGAAGAAACUGGCUCAUCCACCUUCACUACAUCCGUAAAGACUAUGAGAUCUGUAAGUCAAUUAUCAAAGAGCAGCUACACGAAACCGGGGGGAUGUGUGAAUAUGCCAUCUAUGUACAAGCUUUAAUCCUUCGCCUGGAAGGGAAAAUCCAGCAGUCACUGGACCUGUUCCAGAGCUGUGCAAUACUCAACCCUGGCAGCUCGGAUAACCUCAAACAAGUGGCCAGAUCCCUAUUUCUCCUUGGUAAGCAUAAGGCUGCCAUAGAGGUUUACAAUGAGGCUUCACAGCUCAAUGAGAAAGACUGGGAGAUCAGCCACAACUUAGGUGUGUGCUACAUCUAUACCAAAGACUUCAACAGUGCAGAAGAGCAGUUGAACAUCGCCCUGGAGUUGAGCAAGCACGACCUGACCUACAUGAUGCUGGGAAAGAUUCACCUGCUGGAAGGGGACACUGACAAAGCCAUCGACGUGUACAGGAGUGCUGUUGAGUUUUCUCCUGAAAACACGGAUCUUCUCACCACUCUUGGCCUGCUAUACAUGCAGCAAGGCAAAUAUCAGAAAGCCUUUGAACACCUUGGGAAUGCCCUGACGUAUGACCCCAACAACUUUAAGGCCAUACUGGCAGCUGGCAGCAUGAUGCAGACGCAUGGGGACUAUGAUGUUGCCAUGAAUAAGUACCGCGUGGCAGCUUAUGCUGUACCUGAGAGCUCACCCCUCUGGAAUAACAUUGGCAUGUGCUUCUUCGGAAAUAAGAAAUAUGUGGCGGCCAUCAGCUGUCUGAAGAGGGCCAACUACCUGUCUCCGUUUGACUGGAAAAUCCUGUACAACCUGGGCCUGGUGCAUCUCACCAUGCAGCAGUACGCCUCAGCCUUCCACUUCCUCAGUGCUGCCGUCAAUCUGCAGCCAAAGAUGGCAGAGCUCUAUAUGCUGCUGGCAGUUGCACUUACUAAUAUGGAUGACGGGGAGAAUGCCAAGCGAUCAUACGAGCAAGCAGUGUUGUUGGAUGACUGUAACCCCUUGAUCAAUCUGAAUUUCGCAGUCCUGUUGUACAAUCAAGGAGACAAAAAAGGAGCCACAGAACAGUACCUGGAGAUGGAGAGUAAAGUGAUGGAAAGCAGCCAUAAUGAAGAAUUUGACCCAGAGCUCAUUGAGAUGGCCCAGAAGUUGGCAUCUGCUCUCCAGGUGGGAGAGACCUCGGUGUGGACCAAGCCAGGUAAGGACUCCAAAGUCGGUCAGCGUUCCAAGACAACGUCCCUGCAACCCCUGGGCACCAACCAGGCCCUUGGGCAAGCCAUGUCUUCAGCUGCCAGCAAAAGCAUCCAGCUAGCUGCAGGCUCUAAGGCUCCACCCAAGUCCACCUCCACGCCGCUAGAUGAAGAGCAUGAUGUGGAGAAUGCCCCUUCCCCUCCCCUGGGGGACCCUGAGUCAGAGGAUCCCAAAGCCAAAGAAAAGAAGAGCAAGUCUAAACCUGUGGCUGAGUAGGGUCCAUGAUCCACUGCUAUAUGUGAAGCGUAGCAGUGUAUAGUUGAAUAGUAUGUACUGUAUUGGGGUUGGAUUGUUAAUUGCAGGUUUAAGAUGUUUUGAAUAAAAGUAGGGGGAGACGUUAGUGUAUUCAGACCCCUUGACUUUUUCCACAUUUUGUUAGGUUACAGCUGUUACGCACGCCUCAGAAGAGGGAACGCAACUCCCUGCUACAACUCAACUCUCUGAAGUGCAAGAGGUAUGGACUGUAGGUGCGAGUAAGGAUGACACAAAAGCAGAAUUUACCGUUUACUAGAAUUAAUUUUCUUACACUGUAAUAUGGGGAAAAGGGGCUGGACGGAACCAAAGCAAAGAAAGUAAAUAUCAAAGUUCCCCCUCUCCUAUCUAACCUGCCUACCCACUUAACUAACUUAGCACCGUCUGGUGCCCUAACCAAAAUACAGGGGGUGGUCCGCCCAGGUCUUACCUAGUGUGCCUAGACAGUAAAUAUACUACGGGUAUAUGUAUGCCCGCGGGCCUCUUGCCUAAGCACUCACAAAGUGCCUUCUCCUUCCCCCCUGGGAACAAAUGAAACAGAGUAAUUAUUAAUGAUUUCACAAACACUCACAAACACAGGACAUAGAAAAACUGCUACCAACAACAUUACAUACCACACUUUCUGAUACACAACCCACACUAUAUCACAAUCUAAGUUCUCUCUCAAUCUCCAAAUCUCUACUCCAAAUCUCAUCUCAUCUCCUCUCUCUCUCCUCAUCUCUCCUCUUCUGGGCAGAACACUGGCUUUUAUCUUCAGGUGGCAAUGGUGAUUAGUGUCAGCUGCUUCUUGACGAGGGGGCGGGGUCAGCUCCAAUCACCAAUUAGCCUGGGGUUGACCAAUCAGCUGGUUGGGGAGUACUUCAGGAAGCCAUCUCCUGAAACACACACUCAAAUACAAAACAGAACACAGAAACUGGGGAACGUAACAACAGCCUUAUUCUAAAAUGUAUUAAAUAGUUUUUUCCCUCAUCAAUCUACACACAAUACCCCAUAAUGACAAAGCAAAAACAGGUCUUUAGAAAUUUUUGCAAAUCUAUUACAAAUAAAAAACUGAUAUCACAUUUACAUAGGUAUUCAGACCCUUUACUCAGUACUUUGUUGAAGCACCUUUGGCAGCAAGUACAACCUCGAGUCUUCUUGGGUAUGACACUACAAGCUUGGCACACCUGUAUUUGGGGAGUUUCUCCCAUUCUUCUCUGCAGAUCCUCUCAAGCUGUCAGGUUGGAUGGGGAGCGUCGCUGCACAGCUAUUUUCAGGUCUCUCCAGAGAUUUUCAAUCAAGUGUAAGUCCGGGCUCUGGCUGGGCCACUCAAGGACAUUCAGAGACUUAUCCCAAAGCCAUUCCUGCGUUGUUUUGGCUAUGUGCUUAGGGUCGUUGUCCUGUUGGAAGGUGAACCUUUGCCCCAGUCUGAGGUCCUGAACGCUCUGGAGUAGGUUUUCACCAAGGAUCUCUGUACUUUGCUCCGUUCAUCUUUCCCUCGAUCCUGACUAGUCUCCCAGUCCCUGCCGCUGAAAAACAUCCCCACAGCAUGAUGCUGCUACCACCACGCUUCACCGUAGGGAUGGUGCCAGGUUUCCUCCAGACAUGACGCUUGGCAUUCAGGCAUUUCAUCAGUCCAGAGAAUCUUGUUUCAAAUGGUCUGAGAGUCUUUUGGUGCCUUUUGGCAAACUCCAAGCGGGCUGUCAUGUGCCGUUUACUGAGGAGUGGCUUCCAUCUGGCCACUCUACCAUAAAGGCCUGAUUGGUGGAGUGAUGCAGAUGGUUGUCCUUCUGGAAGGUUCUCCCAUCCCCACAGAGGAACUCUGGAGCUCUGCCAGAGUGACCAUCUGGUUCUUGGUCACCUCCCUGACCAAGGCCCUUCUCGCACAAUUGUUCAGUUUGGCCUGGCAGACAGAUUUAGGAAGUCUUUGGUUCAAAACUUCUUCCAUUUAAGAAUGAUGGAGGACACUGUUCUUGGGGACAUUCAAUGCUGCUGAAAUGUUUUGUGCCUCGACACAAUCCUGUCUUUGAGCUCUACGCACAAUUCCUUCGACAUCAUGGCUUGGUUUUUGCAGUGGGACCUUAUAUAGACAGGUGUGUGCCUUUCCAAAUCAUAUCCAAUCAACUGACUUUACCACAGGUGGACUCCAAUCAAAUUGUAGAGACGUCUCAAGAAUGAUCAAUGGAAACAGGAUGCACCUGAGCUCAGUUUCGAGUCUCAAAGCAAAGGGUCUGAAUAGUUAUGUAAAUAAGGUAUUUUUAAUACAUUUGAAAACCUUUCUAAAAACGUGUUUUCUCAUUGUCAUUAUGGGGUAUUAUGUGUAAAUUGUUAAGGAAAGAAACGUAUUCAUUAAGGCUGUAAUGUAACAAAAUGUGGAAAAAGUCAAGGGGUCUGAAUACACAAAGGUGUAACUCUGGAGGAUUUUGCAACUGAAUGGUUAAUCAAAUGUAUGCCCACCUAUCAAGCACUCUUCAGCCAAUCAGAAUUGAAUGUUCAACAAAACCGCGGUAUAAAAAUGUAUAAACUGUUAGUGUUCCUGACUUGAGUGUUGUCUCAUCCUCUCAGCCUUUCAUAAGAAAAAAUGCUUUUGGAAAGCCAACACGAUGUGGUCCAAAUACCCCUAAACUUAAAUUAAGUCUGGAUGUUUAUUUGCUUCAAUCACUGAACAUAACCGGCGUUUAUUAGAGACAGGCUCCUAUUUGAGACAGGUGUCUAUCCUUAAUGCACACAGCUUUUCCUCAAUAAAAUGUUGAAAAGA
This is a messenger RNA of Salvelinus fontinalis (brook trout), 4438 nucleotides long. It is a transcript of the gene bbs4, whose product is annotated as Bardet-Biedl syndrome 4. The transcript has 16 exons. The record is from RefSeq and is a predicted model, not a curated record. Lineage: Eukaryota; Metazoa; Chordata; Actinopteri; Salmoniformes; Salmonidae. Gene Ontology annotation, biological process: cilium assembly; protein localization to cilium. Gene Ontology annotation, cellular component: ciliary basal body. The coding region runs from base 85 to 1665 and encodes 526 amino acids. Gene Ontology annotation, molecular function: protein binding.